Zychaea mexicana is the source of this 431-nucleotide messenger RNA. RefSeq lists its product as uncharacterized. Gene Ontology annotation, biological process: mitochondrial respiratory chain complex IV assembly. NCBI's taxonomy places the organism in Eukaryota, Fungi, Mucoromycota, Mucoromycetes, Mucorales, Lichtheimiaceae. Gene Ontology annotation, cellular component: mitochondrial inner membrane; mitochondrion. The coding region runs from base 30 to 425 and encodes 131 amino acids. The transcript is spliced from 3 exons. The record is from RefSeq and is a predicted model, not a curated record.
ACAAUAAUAUUCGAAAUUUACACACCACCAUGAGCAACAACAAUAACGACAAUAAUCAGCCCACUUUUACAGAUGCCUUGCAGACAAUCAAAGUAGACGAUUUUAAAAAUGUGGGUAAAAUACCAUGUGCACGAAAUGCAUUACUCUACGGCAUGGGUGGUGCAUUUGGCGCUGGAGGUAUUCGAUAUAUUGUAAAACGGACGGUACCAUCAGCAGCCAACUGGGCGGUAGCAGCAUUCUGCGGCAUAUCAUUGAUCAGCUUUGAAAUGUGUCAGAUGGAUAGAAAGGCCAAGCUGGAGCGGCUACAUCUGAUUGUCAAGGAAACCAAUUCACGAGGAGGCAAGCGACAAGUUGUAGAUGAGCAGGGCAAAAAUGGAGCAUUCCAUGUAGUAGUUGAUACAUCAGAAAAUGAUAAAAAAGAGUAAAAAAAG